Xylona heveae TC161 is the source of this 1467-nucleotide messenger RNA. RefSeq lists its product as hypothetical. The coding region runs from base 225 to 1298 and encodes 357 amino acids. NCBI's taxonomy places the organism in Eukaryota, Fungi, Ascomycota, Xylonomycetes, Xylonales, Xylonaceae. The transcript is spliced from 3 exons. The record is from RefSeq and is a predicted model, not a curated record.
CAACAGCUGAAUGGACAAAUUCCGAACGAAUGGUUGGGUCGUAGAGCCUUGACUGACUGUGAUGGAGUCGGCACCUGUCCAGCUGCGCAGCCCGGACAACGUGCAUAGAAUACAAGCCUGGGAGAACAAUUGAGUGCGAUCCAAAUACUGGAGGGUGCCUAUCUUGUAAACCGGCUGCGCCGUACUGCAACACAAUCACCAACGUCCUCGAAGACCAGUAUAUUAUGUGGUGUGAUUCCACGGCGACGGUCGAAACCCUGUCUUAUGUCAAUUUGAUCACUUCGGGCUCGACGGCGACCCCUCCACCUGCAGCGGUCACUUCCAUGAGUUCAGUUGCGGCAAGCACUUUGGUCCCAGUCACGGAAACAUUAACAAUGACAUCUUCCAUAUCUAUCGGGGCUGUGGCAACUAGCACGCCUAGCUCCAGUAUCUCAGAGAACGCACUAAAUUCCCAUGCAGCUUCCUCUUCGAAGCAGUCACCAAUUGUAACCGGCUCCCCGUCAAAGCCUUCGUCGAUUCCGACUUCAUCAUCCACUCUUAGUGCUGGAGCAAUUGCCGGUAUUGCAAUUGCCGGGCUCGCAUUUCUUGCUCUUGUUGCUUUCUUGGUGUUUUGGUUCUGUAUCCGCCACAAGCUCCUAGCCAGUCAUCGAUUUCGAGGGGCCGGAAGUGUUUCAGAAAAAUAUAUGCGUCUCUUUGGGAAUCGGAAACGCCAUCCAGGAUUAUGGAACGAGCCUCUAGAACAAGGUCCAGGCGUUUCUCAACUAGACAGCAAGGAGCUCUCCGGAAAGCCAAAGCUAGUUGUGGUUUCUGAGCCACCCUGGAGCCCAGCGAGUUUUGAAUCCCACAGAUCAAGUCCCGAACUCGGGGUUUCUCCUAUGUCCUCGGGGCCAGCUUCGCCUCCUCUGUCCUGGCAUCCACGUCCUUCUUCACUUGCAGUUGACAUCACUUCAUCAUACCAGCCAUAUGAUCCACAUAUUCCAAGGCCUGUAGCCGAAUUACCAGCGUCGAUUAUGGAUUCAAACGAGCUCUCCACCACAAUCACAAGGCCCAGAGAAAGCCUAGCGAUGCAAUCAUCCUACCUAAGCGCUGAGAUGGCGCUUGCAGACGGAUAUGUUGAAUCUCCAAGCUCUGCAGGAAUAUAUGAAGCAAGCGGCGGCGCAAUCGUCAAUCAUGCAGAGCUCGAAGGGGAUGGGCAACAAGUUUCAAAACAAGACCUAGAGCGCGAGGAGGUAGUGCAUAAUCAAGGGUUGACAGACCAACAACAACGAGACGGAAAUCUUGACCAAAGCCUGAUUUAAAGAAAAAGAAAACCGAAUUUAAAGUGAUAACAAGAUUCUCAAGCGCUAAGCAUGCUCAUGAAUUAUUUGUAGAUUGUGUUUUCCCAAGAGUGCUAACAGACUGAAAAAAAAAGGACUCGUUGCGGCAGGCUUUAUGAAAUAAGCUCAAUUGCAACAAUAAAUACAAAAC